Molecule: messenger RNA, 1032 nt
Organism: Protopterus annectens (West African lungfish)
Lineage: Eukaryota; Metazoa; Chordata; Ceratodontiformes; Protopteridae
Source: the annotation of a RefSeq genome assembly
AUGAGCCCGACUAUCUUAUCUGUCCUGAUUAUAAGCCUUGGUCUUGGCACCACAGUAACAUUUAUAAGCUCCAACUGAUUAUUAGCCUGAAUCGGACUAGAAAUUAAUACAAUAUCAAUUAUUCCACUUAUAUCCCAACAGCACCACCCACGAGCCACAGAAGCAGCAACAAAAUACUUUCUUGCCCAAGCCGCUGCCUCAAUUAUAAUUUUAUUCUCCAGCAUGAUUAAUGCAUGGGUCGCGGGAGAAUGAAAUAUUACUAAUUUGUUAUCCCCAACCUCCGCCACUCUAAUUACACUGGCACUGGCUAUUAAAAUUGGUUUAGCCCCAAUACAUUUUUGACUCCCAGAAGUCUUGCAAGGAGUGACCCUUAUAACAGGGGCAAUUCUUGUAACUUGACAAAAACUUGCACCAUUUAUUUUACUCUACCAAAUUUCUGAUACGGUUAACCCAACACUUCUUCUUGUACUUGGCCUUCUAUCCACACUAACAGGUGGCUGAUCUGGACUGAAUCAAACGCAGCUACGAAAGAUCUUAGCUUAUUCCUCCAUCGCCCAUAUGGGGUGAAUAACCAUGAUUUUACCCUUUGCCCCAAAUCUUGCACUACUCAACUUAAUAAUCUAUAUUACCCUGACCCUUCCACUAUUCUUUACACUUAAUAUCUGUUCAUCCACCUCCAUCCCAUCACUCGCCCUCAACUGAACAAAAUCCCCCCUACUCAUGACAAUACUACUAAUUACACUACUCUCAUUAGGGGGACUUCCCCCAUUAACAGGCUUUAUGCCAAAAUGAUUAAUUCUGCAAGAAUUAACAAAUAAUGACCUAUACAUUUUUGCUACUGCCGCCGCACUUUCCGCCCUACUCAGCCUCUAUUUUUAUCUUCGUUUAUGCUACACAACCUCACUCACAACUUCCCCAAAUACCCUAAAUAAUAAUCACUGGCGCCCCAAUGCUGGAACCUACCAAAUUUUAUCCAUAAUCUUGAUUUUUGCAACAGCCCUCCUCCCACUUACACCUGGCCUUAUUAUGUAG